Olea europaea var. sylvestris is the source of this 1624-nucleotide messenger RNA. RefSeq lists its product as uncharacterized. The record is from RefSeq and is a predicted model, not a curated record. NCBI's taxonomy places the organism in Eukaryota, Viridiplantae, Streptophyta, Magnoliopsida, Lamiales, Oleaceae. The transcript has 2 exons. The coding region runs from base 169 to 1377 and encodes 402 amino acids.
UGAAUCUCCACGGACUAUAGAAACGACGACGUCCUCACUUCGUUCUUAUUUUUCUUCUCCUCCACUCCGCGAAACCCUACCUGCAAACCCUAAGUAAGAAUUUAUUCUGUUAGAUUUAGUAUUGUUAUCUCCAUUGAUUUGUUUUGCAAUGAAGAAAUUCUGAUAAACAUGAUUAUAAAGCAAGAUCACACCACCAGUUCUUCCGCCAACGCGUGCGGCAACUGCGGUGUGGAGGAGCGGCGGCUACUCCACCACGUCCGCCACCGUGGGAUCUUCCGUCGGCUCUGUUCCACCUGUGUCCUCCGCCUUCACCCUCAAUCAUUCUGCCCCUCCUGCUUCCAGGUCUACCCUCCCUCUCCACCACACGACUCCAUUAUCACGUGUUCCAAAUGCUACUCCUCUUCCCACUCGUACUGUGUCACCUCCCCCGCUUCUCCAGGAAACCUCUAUAUUUGCCCCCUCUGUGUUAACCCAAACUCUCCAAUUUUUAACUUGAAAAAGGAAACGGAAGCGAAUGUUAUUGGCGAGGGUGAAAGUUUGGACGUCAGUGGAAAUAGUGAGGUUUAUAGGGUGAUUGAUAAGACUGCAGCGAAGACCUUGUUGGCUGCAGCAAAGAUUGCCGCAGCGUCUAUGUCUAAGGCUGCUGUGGCAGCAAGAGUGGAAGCUGAGCGGAGGGCGAAGGAGGCUGCAUUCACAAGGAAAAGGGCAAGAGAAGCAUUGGAACAUGUGGCAUACUUGGUUGUGAGGGAGAAGGUAAGAAAGAAGGAAUCAGCUCUGUCGAUAUCACCUCCGGUUUCCAGGCUUAGUGCUGGUGAAAAUGUGCCUCAUUUGGGUGGUGGAGGUGGAAGUGGUGGGAAUAUGGAUGAUCUGGGUGUUGGUAUUGGACACGCGACUAGAGAAAAAUGUACUAAUGUUAAUAAUGGCAGCGGUGCUAGAAGUGAAAAUGCGGAUGGUGGUGUGAAUCCGGUGGCAGUUGUGGAAGAGAAGACAAGUUCAACGGGAAAUGUGGAUGGAUUGGAUAAUUCAAGUCGGGAGUUGGCAGCAUUGGAUAUUGUGGAGUUGAGGGGAAAUGAGAAAAUGGGUGGAACAAAGGCUUCAGAUGAAGUAUCAGGGAAGAUUUCUAAUGAUAAUUGUGUGCAAAUGGAUGUUGAAAAAAAUGGAGACAUGAGAGUGAGUUCUGGAUCCAACGAUGGGAAGAAUAACGUUGGUGGGGGUGAGAUGUUGGCUGAUUUAGGUUCUGCUGCAGAGAAUCACAAUUUGCGUGGGGAGAAUAUGGAGGAAGUGAUUGAGGGGAUAGUUUUGGUUCCACGUGUUGAGGAUCAGAUGCAGCACAAGGAAAAUUAUGAAGGACAGCAUAAUAAUGGGACACAGCAAUAGUUAGGAGGUGUUUUUAUGGGUUUUCUGAUAGCAUGCAGAGGCUAGUGGCUAUAAUUCUUAAGAAUGUGAUCAGUAUUGUGGUAGACGUAGUGAAUUAUAUCUAUUUAGAUUAGUAGAUUUUUAUAUUUGUCUAUCUCAUCAAUCUUGUGCCAAGUUUUAUGUAAAGAUUUUCUAGAGCUUGUAAUGAUAUUCUGUACCUCCCCUUUGUUUUGAGAAAUUGAAUCUGAACUUUGUUUCUUCCCUUAAA